CUCAUCCAAUAGAUUACACUUCUAUUCUGAUUGUAGAACUUGUAUGCAUUUGGUUGGGUACUAGCUCCUUCCAUGCAAGGGAUUAAUUAGCAAUCGGCAGCAGAGAAUUUUGUGUUGUUUCGGUGCUCCAAGCUCUCUUCGUCUUCUCUUUCUGUGGAUGAGUUCGUGUUUAUUGUUUCACAAAUGCUAUUUAGGUCACUGAAUUAUGUGAUGCUGUUUGGGGCUACUACCAUUGUUUUGCUAUGACGGCUUUCACUCUCCAAAUAUAAUUUUAGUGCGAAAGAUAACAAUAUGUGAGGACAUUUUUCUGCUUUUUGAAUCCAGUAAUAUGUACAUAAACUCAAUUAUGAGUCAGCUGCUGAUGUGUAGUAUUAAUAUUAACCUUUAGAUUUUGAAUGACGGACGGGAUUUUAUUUUUUUGUUUUAUUGUUUUCUGAGCAUGGAUCCCUAGCAAAGCCUUCGUCAAGCAUUUAAUGGAAAAAAAAAGUCUUCGUUAAGCUAUUCUGUGCUCCACUUGUUUAAAAUCAGAUCUGUGCCUCUUGUUCAAAAUCAAUUCUGUGCCCUGUUAAUUUUGCAUUCCAGUUUUUCUUUCAAAUGGUUGUUGGUACGUAGGCCAAUCGUCUAGCCAACUUCAGUUUGCUUACUCUUUGCUUUUUACUAGUCACCCUUCACAAGUUGGAUCGUGAAAAAAGGGACUGGUAAGUCAAAACUUACUUGCAAAUUGUUCAAACCUUUACUUACAAUUUAUCAAAUUCAAAAUAAUUGGUAUUUACUGACACCGAUGCUAAUGCCAAUUUAACUUGCCUGUUUAGUCAGACUUUCGGAUCAGCUCAGAUGACGGAAUUGACCGUAGUCAUGGAAGAUCAUGGCAGUACAAAUAUUGAUGUUGAAGCAUUGGAACAGAGGAUGAAAGCAAAGCUUCGCAGUGAUUCACCCUUGUCUGCUCAGUGCUGCAUUUUCAGAGUUCCUGAAUUACUCCGGAAACAUAAACCAGAGGCAUCUGAUGUUGUCUCAAUCGGACCCUUUCAUCACAGUAGCAGCAAACUUUUUGCAAACAUGAAAGAUGUGAAACAGUGGUAUUUAAAUUCUCUACUCUUAAGAAAGAAUAUAAGUUUAAAAGCUUUGAUCCAAGGUAUUGAUAGUAUUACUUGGUUUGAGAAACGCGCCCGUGAUUAUUAUGCAGAAUCAUUUAAUCAUCUUGACCAGAACCAAUUCAUAGAAAUGAUGAUAAUUGAUGGCUGCUUCCUAUUAGAACUAUUUCAGAGACGUUCCAAUAUUUUCCCAGAUUCAGAUAAGGUCAAUGUACUCAAUGAUCCCUUAUCCAACAUGGGUUGCAUGAUCCAGUAUCUUUGCCAUGAUCUUCUGCUGCUAGAAAAUCAACUGCCUUGGUUUGUUCUCGAGUCUCUAUAUAACCUUACCUGCUACGAACGAGGCUCUCUCACUAGGCUGGUUCUCAACUUCUUCAUCAGCGGACUAUCGUCACUGGCUCAUAAUUGCAACGGUUAUCGCAAUCACAGUCAUGAUAAUGAAAUUCUACACAUACUUGAUCUGAUAAGAAGUGCUAUUUUGGUGGCCGGCUUGAUGACUAUUGAUUUCAAAGAUGGAGUUCUCACAAUUCCACAGCUUGCAAUUGCAGAUAUUAAUGAACCUUUGUUCAGGAACCGCAUAGCCUUCGAGCAAUGCUAUCAUGGUCGAGACUAUAAAGUAACUUCUUAUGCCUCUUUAAUGGAUAACCUCAUUGCUUCCAGCAAGGAUGUUGUUUUUCUCUCUGACAAUGAAAUAAUCCGUAAUUGGUUGAGUGCUGAAGAUGCUUCCCAGGUGUUCAGUAAGCUUGUUAAUGACACAUUGAUUGUUGAUUUUUGCUAUGGCAGGCUCUGUGCUGCAGUGAAUAAAUAUUACAAAGUUAGAUGGAACCAGUGGCUAGCCCGACUGAAGCGUGAUUACUUAUCUAAUCCAUGGAAAAUCACUUCUUUGGUUGCAGCCUUUAUCCUUCUGGUUCUCACCCUAUUGCAGACAACAUAUACCAUUCAGCAAUACUAUUCUCCUCCUAAGUGAUGUUUGUUAGCUAGUUUACUUAAUUUUUGUGCUAUUCAGUUUUCUUUCCUUUGGCAAUGUAUUUUUAUGUACAUACGUAUUGUUCUAGCUACGGAAUUUCAAAUAAAAGUUGGAUUGCAUAUGACUAUAUGAGUGUUAUUAGUAGGCCGGUGGUCAUCAUCUGGGAUGCUUCUUCCUUUUGAAUUCAGAAGCCAUUUCUCAUUUGUUUUCCAUUAUUGUUGAAUUUAAGCUGACAACCCAU
Molecule: messenger RNA, 2296 nt
Organism: Rosa chinensis
Lineage: Eukaryota; Viridiplantae; Streptophyta; Magnoliopsida; Rosales; Rosaceae
Product: UPF0481 protein At3g47200
Exons: 2
Coding region: 835-2055 (406 amino acids)
Source: RefSeq, a predicted model, not a curated record